Messenger RNA from Spodoptera exigua (beet armyworm), 2103 nucleotides. The record is from the annotation of a GenBank genome assembly. NCBI's taxonomy places the organism in Eukaryota, Metazoa, Arthropoda, Insecta, Lepidoptera, Noctuidae.
CAACACGCGACCUGUGCGGACGUGGCCACGUCGCCCUUCCACAAGUUUCCCGCGCGAAAGUUUUCACGUUAACAAAAGUGACAAGAUAAUUUUACAAUAGUGUCAAAACAGUGUUUUUGUUGUUCGUAAUAAUUUGUGUAAAUGGGUGUUUUACUUCAUAAAUGACAUUUCGAUUUAUAUAACCCGAAAGAUGUCAGCGACCUAACAAAAUUAACCGAAGGACAACAAUGUGAAAUAAUGAAUUGAAACACACAUGAUUUCAACAGCCAACUUUACACACACACCGUCAAAUGUGAACACAAUACAAUACGAUUGCACAAACAUAACAUACAGCUACAAAAAUGCAACACACAACUGCACCUACGAAUCAACGGAGGAGUUCGAGCACUCAGGAUUCGCGAAGACGAAUUUCUCGAAUGCGACAUUCGCGAUGUCGAACGAAAAUUUCACGGAUUAUGAGAUACCGUAUUACAUAAAAACAACAUCGAUGACUUUUUGUAUAGUGAUUAUGUGUUUGGGUGUGAUUGGGAAUGUUAUGGUACCAAUAGUGAUACUAAAGACGAAAGAUAUGAGGAAUUCGACGAACAUAUUCCUAGUGAACUUGAGUAUUGCGGACUUGAUGGUGUUGCUUGUUUGUACGCCGACAGUACUUGUCGAGGUCAACUCGAAACCAGAAACCUGGGUGCUUGGGAAAGAGUUAUGUUUAGCAGUACCUUUUGUGGAGCUGACAGUGACUCAUGCAUCAGUUCUGACCAUCCUGGCGAUCAGUUUUGAGCGGUACUACGCGAUCUGUGAACCUCUACGCGCUGGCUACGUCUGCACAAAGACUAGAGCAACACUCAUCUGCGCACUAGUCUGGUUUUUCGCGGCACUUUUUACCAGCCCAAUCCUGGCGAUAGCUGAGCACCACAAGAUCACCCGCCCCGACGGCUCCACGUACGCUCAAUGCCUCACUCAAGCUGUCACCUUCUGGCAAAUCACAUUCUUCAUCGCCAUCAUAAUCCUCCUCUACGUUCUACCUCUAAUAAUCCUCAUAGUAUUAUACAGCGUUAUAGCCAAAAAUUUAAUUACAGCAGCUUCUAAAGUUGUUAUGAAUAAAACUGUUGAUCCAUACAACACAAGAGCAAGGAAGCAAGUUAUAUUAAUGCUCGGUACCGUUGUCUUGUGUUUCUUUUUAUGUCUCAUGCCGUAUAGAGCUCUCACCCUAUGGAUAAUUGUAACUCCAGCUGAGUUCUACGAUGACGUCAGCCCUGAGAAGUGGUACAACAUACUUUACUUCGCUAGGGUCAUGUUGUACAUAAAUUCUGCAAUCAAUCCGAUUCUCUACAACUUGAUGUCUUCUAAAUUCCGCAUUGGAUUCUGUAAGGUCUGCUUAUGUUAUAAAAGAAAGUUAGAGGAUAAGACAAGACGAGCUCAGAGGACGAUCACGAACGGGUCCACGACCAGCAGUAGUCUUACACGUACUACGAACAGUUUGAAGAAACUAUUUAGCCAAAGAAGUAGUAUUGAUCGAACUGACACCGAAUCAGAAAGCAAAGAAGAAGUAGAAAAGGGAGUAUUCGAUAGAAUAUUUACUAACAAAACGUUUGUGAGACAGCAAUCAGCACCGGUUUGUUCUAACACAAAGCCGGUGAUAAACAGAAUGAGGAGUGAAGGAAACAUUGAGAUAUCAGAAGUUAUUGACAUUGAACAUAAAAUCGAUCGGGAAGAUUGUGGGGGAUGUGAUGCUGGCAAGUUUAUCGGUCAUUCCAAUAGUAAAAAUAUUAGGUCAGACAUUGAUACAGAUUCGGGUCGAAGCCAGUCUUUGAGACGCAGUGUUUUAAUAAAAAGUGCCAAAGCUAGGAGCAUGGAUUGUGAAAAGAAAUCUGUGUCGUAUCAGAAGAUAACAGUUGACUGUGUAGUUGCGUUUCAGAAGUCUAAGAGUGUUGAUUAUGAGUUCCCAGAAAGUUUUGUAUAGUUUGAAAGCCUGAAAGUCUUCUGUUUUAAACUUAUGUUCCAGAUAAAUUUAAAGCAGAAGAUAAUCUAUAUUGUAAUUUUUCAUUGGAAGGAUGUUUGGAAUAAAAUAAACCUAAUUCUGUGAGUAUAUGAACUAUGUAUGUCCCA